This is a messenger RNA of Schistosoma curassoni, 672 nucleotides long. NCBI's taxonomy places the organism in Eukaryota, Metazoa, Platyhelminthes, Trematoda, Strigeidida, Schistosomatidae. The record is from the annotation of a GenBank genome assembly.
AUGUCUGAAAAUAGAUCAAGCUUCCCAAAAGCCUAUUUGAAACUUUUUAAGCCAAAUGCACCAGAAAAUCUCGUCAGUGUACAUCUAAAUCAGCAGUCAGUAAUAUGUGAUCCAAAAACUGGUGCACGAAAAUCCCCAUUUGUUUCGAAGUUCGUGGACAAAAUUCCAGUGAAAACAAUGAAAGAUGUUUUUGAAUAUGGCUUAAAUACUUCAAGGUUUUAUCCAUGUCUAAGAAUACGACUCCCUUCCAAAAAUAAAUACUCAUGGCUCAUUUACAAUGAGGUAGAUAAAAAAAUAAAAGCUAUUGGGACAGCUCUUGUGAAAACUGUGAGACAAAGACGUAAUGCUGAAAACUUUGUGGGAAUCUAUGGACCGAACUCACCGGAGUGGGUUAUUAUGCAACAUGCAUGCGCCGCAUAUGGUUAUACUAUUGUGCCCAUCUAUCCUACAUUUGGUAAUGAAGCAAUACAACAUAUUUUAUCUCAAACACAAGUGAAUUGUAUGCUGUGUAAUUCAGGAACUGAAGCUCUUCAUCUGCUGGACAAGUUCGAAUCUUCUCUUGAAUAUUUAAUCAUUGUUUCAUAUGAUGUUAAAGUUGAAGAAGUUAAGUCUCAUCACGGCUCAAAAGUCUCUGUGUACUUGUUUGAGGAUUUCCUGAAGUUAUGUUCAUGA